AUGGAUGUCAGUCAGUCAAUUGACAGCGUUAUUGCAGGUAUUUCCAUAAUUCAAGUCUUGGUAUUUCUGUUCCAGAGUUUUUAUGUGGCCACCUCUUGUCAGCUGCGGAGACUGGAAUCCGUGAGCAGGUCCCCCAUCUACACCCACUUCAACGAGACAGUCCAAGGGGUGAGCGUCAUCCGCGCCUUCGGGGAGCAGCCUCGCUUCAUCCUGCAGACCAACCAGAGGGUGGAUGAGAACCAGAAAUCCUACUUCCCCAGAUUUGUUGCCACCAGAUGGCUGGCUGUGAAUCUGGAAUUCCUGGGAAACUGCAUUGUUCUCUCUGCAGCUAUUUUCUCUGUGAUGGGAAAGGGAAUCCUGAGUCCAGGCAUUGUGGGUCUGUCAGUCUCCCACGCAUUGCAGGUGACAGGAAUCCUGAGCUGGAUAGUACGAUCCUGGACAGAUGUGGAGAACAACAUAGUGUCAGUGGAGAGAGUGAAGGAAUACGCAGACACCCCCAAAGAGGCAGCGUGGACCCUGGAAAACAGCCCCCUGUCCCCUGCCUGGCCCCAGACUGGCACAAUCGAGCUCCGGGGUUAUGGGCUGCAGUACCGCAAGGGGCUAGAAUGGGCACUGAAGGACAUCUCCAUCUACAUUCAGGAGAGAGAGAAGGUAGGGAUUGUUGGGAGGACCGGAGCUGGAAAAUCGUCUCUUGCUCUGGGAAUCUUCAGAAUCCUGGAAGCUGCCAAAGGAGAAAUCUAUAUAGAUGGGAUCAACAUUGCCGAGAUAGGGCUCCACGAGCUGAGGUCCAGAAUCACCAUUAUCCCACAGGAUCCUGUGCUGUUCUCGGGCACCCUGCGGAUGAACCUUGACCCCUUUGAUGCGUACUCCGAUGAAGAAGUCUGGAACUCUUUGGAACUUGCUCACCUCAAGAACUUUGUGUCGGGGCUCCCAGACAGACUGAACCAUGAGUGUUCGGAGGGAGGGGAGAACUUGAGCUUGGGGCAGCGUCAGCUGGUGUGUCUGGCUCGGGCUCUCCUUCGGAAAACCAAGAUCCUGGUACUGGACGAGGCAACGGCAGCCGUCGACCUGGAAACUGACAACCUGAUCCAGUCGACAAUCCGCAGCCAGUUUGAGGAGUGCACCGUCCUGACCAUCGCUCACAGACUCAACACCGUCAUGGACUAUACCAGGGUGAUAGUGAUGGACAAGGGUCUGAUUGUGGAAUCAGACACCCCGUCCAACCUUAUUGAACAGAGAGGUCACUUCUACAGAAUGUGCCGGGAGGCCAGCCUGGUAUAAUACCCUCAGUUACAGGGUCUUCCAGUGGAGGUUCCUGAGGUCAUGAAACACUACUUUCCCAGCAAGAUGACGAGGAGCUGGUGAUGUCUCAUCUCGUUGUCAUUAAUGCACUGCUCAAGGAGUCCUGAACGAUCAGGGAAGAAAAUGGGGAAAAACUGGACGUUAACACAAGAUCUUCAGAUGUAUUUUUCACCUUUCAUAAAUAUCCUCUUCUGUGUAUAUUACUGCGUCUCCUUUUCUUUAGUGUCAACCAUGUCUGUUUUUCGUUGUCUUAAUUCAAGAAUGUCUAUAGCUUUGGUUAGACUGGGCCUAACCCUGGAGGUGAAGGUAACAGACUUUGCUGCAGUUCUUUUGCAAGUGUGGUCUUAAACACUAAUCGAGGUGCAUGAAGCUAGAAUCAAAAUGCAUUUGUAUUAAAGUCUCGUUAUUACAGGGCAAUGUCGAGGCAUUUAACAGGAUGCCUUCUACAGACUCUUAAAACAAAGAAUUACUGAAUGUCCAUAUUAUGUUUAAUAUUGCUUUAACUUUCCAAACUCUGACAACACCUUGCUCCCAAGGAGUGAGAUUAGGCAGAAUCACUAUUUAUGUAUCACAAGGGCAGCAAAAUAUUCAUUAGCUUUGGAAACCACACAGGCCUGAUCCAAAAGCACAAAUCAAUAUUGUCAUUUCAGUGUCAGUUGUAACCUUGGUCCCUGUGCCUCAGUGAUGGCAACACUAAAACACAAGGCAGACCACCUCAAUAAACAGGCUCUGCCUGUUAAGUACAAUAGUUCACUCACAUUACUGGUAUCGGUUACUUUGACAGUCUGAAAGUGUAAAUACUGUUCAAUAAAUCCCAAGAAAUACAGCACAGCCUUCCCAUUGUGGCCAUGUCUGGCUGAAUCAGAACAGAACUACAAAUAACAUCUGCUGAUAUGGACAAUGGAUGUCAUAGAUACAGGGUGAUUUUUUUUUUUUUAAAACGUGAAGUUGUCCACUUUGCAAAGGUGUUGUGGAAAACACUAAAAAAGCAUUCUGUACAUACAGUAUAUGAAGUGUGUGAUCCUUCAAGAGGUAUUCAGUGUGCCUGUGAGCACGUUGCAUGCUGCUGCUUUAUUCUAGACAAUGCAACAAAUGCAGUAACACCUUCAGUGGACAGCUAUGGGCCACGUAGUGGAGGGUGUAGAUUACUGUUCCCCACAAUCAUUUUAUAUUUGCUGUUUUACAGCCCUGCAGUGAACUGUUUUUCCAUAACUGUGUCAAAUUGGCCUGCUAACCGUAUAAUUAGUCAGCAUGUGUGUGUAUGUCUAAACUAUUAUUAUAUUCAUACUUCUGUCUGGUUUAUAUUUAAUCUCAUGCUUUUUUUUUGACAACAUGCAUAUAAAGUUUGUACAAUUUUGUAUUUUUUGAAAGAAAUAAAAAAAUAAGUGAUAUGAUUGGUCCUUUACACCCAGCUGUUAGUCCAGACCUAUACAAUAACAUACAGUGAGUCGUCAAGCUGCACUGAUUUGGGAUUUCAUCAUCAAAUUCUUUACAGCUUAAUUUUGCCAGCCCUCCAUUAUUAAUUUUUUUUAAAAUUAUAGUUACAAUUGCUUUUUUAUUACUUUGGCAAUUCACUGCGUCACACAUGCCAGCGGGAGUACAGUAGUUUGUGUAUUUAAACCCAUUCUGUAUGUGUAUUAUACUUAAAGGCAGUUUUAACUCUUGAAAUAUAUUCACACCCCUUUAAACACACGACAUCAAAUGUAUUUAAAAUCCUCAAAGAGCUGGUGCAAUUGUACGUUUCCUAAGGUUUAUAUAAACUGUUUUGGAUUAAUUACUGUGCUUUAUCAAAUAGUUCAUCGUUGCAUUAAGAAAUCACACAGCUGUCCUAUAUGUUACCUUAAAUUCCAAACUAAAGUCUUUUUUAUUCAAGUUUUUUCACAUAAGGACAGCAGAUCCUCUCAAAACAAAACAAGCUGCUCAGUCAGAAUCCAAACUUAAUGUAUAGCUGUGGCCAAAAGUUUUGCAUCACCUAGAAUUUAUAUAACUAUAUGAACAUAAUUUAGGCUUUUAUUUAACA
This is a messenger RNA of Polyodon spathula (Mississippi paddlefish), 3322 nucleotides long. Its product is annotated as multidrug resistance-associated protein 1-like. The transcript is spliced from 9 exons. NCBI's taxonomy places the organism in Eukaryota, Metazoa, Chordata, Actinopteri, Acipenseriformes, Polyodontidae. Gene Ontology annotation, cellular component: membrane. Gene Ontology annotation, biological process: transmembrane transport. The coding region runs from base 1 to 1281 and encodes 426 amino acids. Gene Ontology annotation, molecular function: ATP binding; ATP hydrolysis activity; ABC-type transporter activity. The record is from RefSeq and is a predicted model, not a curated record.